AUUAAAAACAAGUUGGAGGUAUAUCGGAGAAAAUGUCAUGUUAUUUUCUUAAAAGGUGAUCGAAUCCCGAUCACGCUUAAAAUUCUAAUCCCCGCACUCGCGACCGAUCGAGAUGCCCAAGAAAUUUGUUGGCGAAAACAGCAAAGCUGUCGCUGCCAGGGCGAGAAAAGCAGCAGCGAAGGAAGCGGAAAGUACAAGAAAAGCUUUGGAAGCUGAGGAAAAGGCCUGGCAAGAUGACGAUAAACAAGUGCUGAAGAAAAAGCAAAAACAGGAGGAACUGGAGAAGAAACGACAACAACAACUAGAAAAGAAAGCAGAAGUAAAAGCUAUGCUGGAGAAGGAAAUGGCGACUAUAAAAGUGGGUGGCAAGCAGCCUGCGUCGAAACUUACAAGAGCAGAGAUUGUGGUUGCAACGGAGAAGCGAAACCUGGUUGCACUGAAUAAGAAAGACGAAGAGAAACCGUUGGAAGAGAAUUUGAACAGACUAACGAUUGAGGGGGAAACUGCACACGGUAUAGACGAAGCUCUAUCUGUUUUAAGUACGAAGGAUCCUGAAAUGGAUCGUCACCCAGAGAAGCGUGUGAAAGCAGCGUAUGCCAGUUUCGAGGAGAGGAUGAUGCCUAUCAUUAAGGAACAGAAUCCGACGCUAAGGUUAAGUCAAUUAAAACAAAUAUUGAAAAAGGAAUGGAUGAAAUCUACGGAGAACCCACUCAAUCAAAAGUUACUAUUGAACCGUUGAUAUUAAAAACUGGACGGAAACGCAAACUCAUUGAACGACAGGAGUGAAACGAGACUUAUAAAUCUAAUCAUGGAGAAUCAUCUGUACACAGUUUUUAUUGUAAACGAAUAAGUUAUACUCUACUAAAAUACAUAAAAUAACAUUGUAUAAAUCAUCUUUGGUAUAACUUAUACGCUACUACAUAGCCUCAACGUAUCUUACAACAUGAUUCGCAAACAAACAAGUUUGCGUAAACUCAAACAUCUCCAACGAUCGUGUACAUGUUUUGGCACAGUUAUCAUGCAGACUUAUACGAUUUCUUAACAAAUACAAACGUCCGUUCUAGUUUCUCGCUACACAGCACUAAAAAGUUGGU
Messenger RNA from Colletes gigas, 1094 nucleotides. RefSeq names its product coiled-coil domain-containing protein 124. Gene Ontology annotation, cellular component: nucleus. The record is from RefSeq and is a predicted model, not a curated record. The transcript is spliced from 4 exons. NCBI's taxonomy places the organism in Eukaryota, Metazoa, Arthropoda, Insecta, Hymenoptera, Colletidae. Gene Ontology annotation, molecular function: transcription coactivator activity. Bases 113 to 739 code for a protein of 208 amino acids. Gene Ontology annotation, biological process: transcription by RNA polymerase II.